CGUUCGUUAGGCGCCCAUCCGGGCCAGAAGGCAGGUCCGCCAGCCCGGAAGAGGGUGGCGGCAAACAUGGCGGCGUCAGCUGCCGGCCUGGGCGUCCUGGGUGGCGGCGGCGCCGGCGGCCUGGGCGGCGGCGGCAGCAGUGGCGCCAGCGGUGCCGGUGCCGGCCCGGUGCCAGAGCCCGGGGACUUCCUGGCCCGCUACCGCCAGGUGUCCAACAAGCUGAAGAAGCGGUUCCUGCGGAAGCCGAACGUGGCCGAGGCCGGCGAGCAGUUCGCGCAGCUGGGCCGCGAGCUGCGCGCCCAGGAGUGCCUGCCCUACGCGGCCUGGUGCCAGCUGGCCGUGGCGCGCUGCCAGCAGGCGCUCUUCCACGGCCCCGGGGAGGCGCUGGCGCUCACCGAGGCGGCCCGCCUCUUCCUGCGGCAGGAGCGCGACACGCGCGAGCGCCUCGUGUGUCCCGCCGCCUACGGCGAGGCGCUGCAGGCCGCCGCCAGCGCCCUGGGCGCCGCCGUGCGUCUGCACGUCGAGCUGGGCCAGCCGGCCGCCGCCGCCGCCCUGUGCCUCGAGCUGGCCGCCGCCCUGCGCGACCUGGGCCAGCCGGCCGCCGCCGCCGGCCACUACCUGCGCGCCGCGCACAUGCAGCUGCCGCUGCUGCCCCUGGCCGCGCUGCAGGCGCUCGGCGACGCCGCGUCCUGCCUGCUGCUGGCGCGCGACUACACCCGUGCCCUGGCCGUCUUCACGCACAUGCAGCUCCUGGCGCGGGAGUACGGCAGCCGUCCGGGGCCGCCGCCGCCGCCCCUUGCCGCUGGGCCCGUGCCCGGCUCCAGCAUGACCCCGGCCACUGGGCCGCCACCAACGCCGCCACUGCAGCUGCCAAUGCCGACAUCCACAGCCUCUGCCGCCGCCGAGCCCUCCCCCGCCCUGCUGGGCGCCUUCUCCGACGUGCUGGUCCGCUGCGAGGUGUCCCGCGUGCUGCUGCUGCUGCUCCUGCAGCCGCCACCCGCCAAGCUCCUGCCGGAGCACGCCCGCACCCUGGAGAAAUACUCCUGGGAGGCGUUCGACGGGCACGGGCAGGAGAGCGGCGGCCAGCUGCCCGAAGAGCUCUUCCUGCUGCUCCAGUCCCUGGUCAUGGCCUCCCACGAGAAGGACACAGAAGCUGUCAAGUCGCUGCAGGCCGACAUGUGGCCUCUGCUGAGUGCCGAGCAGAACCACCUCCUCCACCUCCUGCUGCAAGAGACCGUCUCCCCCUCGGGCCAGGGCAUCUGAACCGGCCUCCUCCGGAAGAACCCAACCCCCACCCCGUGCCCCUCACCAAACCUGCCCGGGCGUCCUUCCCUCGCUCUCUCCUGGUGGCUCCCUCGGGCCAGGGCAUUUCUCAACCGGCCACUGAAACGCCCCCGUCUGCCCCGUGCCCCUCACCAAACCCACCCAGGCGUCCCACCCUCCCUCCUGGUGGCUCCCUCGAGCCAGGGUAUCUGAAAACCCCCUUCCCUCGUGCCCUUCACCAAACCUGCCAGGGCAUGCCUUCCUCCCUCUCUCCCUCCUGCCUGCUCCCUCUCCGUUGAGGGGGGCAGGGCAGUAGGGGACUCUGGGGCCAGUGCUCAGACUUUGUGUCAUUUUGCCCCCUCCCCAUGCCCCUGCUCCCGACAUCUCUUGCAGACCGAGGAAUCGAGAGCUGCUGCCAGUGGCCGCUCUCCCAGAGACCUCUUUGGCCGUGGGUGGGUGCGAGGGAAAGCUGGGGCCGAGAGCGCGUGCACGCCGAGGCUCUUUCCACGGGCUGCAGCAGUGCAAAGCAAGAGAGAGCCGCCUCAUCCCCCUCCUCUUCCGCACGUCCCCCCCCACCCCCGUUGUCCCUCUGUCUUUGUGCCAUGGUGAGGCACUUCGUUUGCCCUGCUCUGUUCAAAUACAACCUGAUUUACUGGAUCUCAGCGUACUUCCUCUCUCGGCGCUUCCCCAACUCACCCUGUGUUUCGCCGGCCUCUUUCCCUAGCCCUGAAUCCUCCGGUUGCUUACGUCAUGGGAGCCUCAGCCCUAAGGACCGAGCAAGCUGUCCUGAGACUCUUCUUGCCUCAGCUGGACUUCCUCUGCAAGAUGGCCACAGCUCAUCUGCUGCUGGUCAGGAGGCAGGAAGUGGAGCCCGUUCCAAAGCGGAACCCGUUCCCUUUCAGUUCUCAGAUACAGUCUUCCAUUUUAAACCGGCCAGCAGCAAGCUCUGUAUGCCGGCUGUGCCUCUCUGCAGAGAUGAUUUGCCCUUCCUUUUUACUCAGCUGCAAUGCAGAUUUGUCUCCUACAGGUGUGUUCCAGCACAAAUGUGUCAGAUGUGCUUUGGAAUCAGCCAUUCAAUUCUAUUCUGAGAGGAUGCUUGACAAUUUAGACAUCUUUCUGUAACUGUGUGUUCAAAUCCAGUUUUCCUAACAUUUGGCAAUUUGCUAGCAUUACAAAAUCUUUUCUAUGUCUGUUAGAUGUUUCAAAUAUGAUUUUGUUUGUGGCCGACCCGGGUUUGAUUCCUCUGCCCCUCUCAGAGAGCCAGGCAAGUGACAGAGAGUAUCUUGCCCGCACGGCAGAGCCUGGCAAGCUACCCAUGGCAUAUUCGAUAUGCCUAAAACAGUAGUAACAAGUCUCACAGUGGAGAUGUUACUGGUGCCCACUCGAGCAAAUUGAUGAGCAAUGGGAUGACACUGAUAGUGAUAGAGUGGUAUCUGGCAAUUUGCUAGCAUUACAAAAUCUUUUCUAUGUCUAUUAGACAUUUCAGAUAUGAUUUUGUUAAUGGUUUGUUGUGGCUUUGUGUACUCAUUUUUCUAUACUCUGCCCUUUUUCUCAUUACUAAAAGGCAAGGGCCCAAGGUUUUUUCUUUUUUGUAUAAUUGACUAUAGAAUAGGAAUUUGUAAAAUAAGGUUUAAAAAACCCACUGAAGAAAAUUAACUUCAAAUAUUAAAGUAUUAAUAUAUACAUUAGUAUCUGCAUUUCUCCAAGUAACAAGCAUUUGAUCUCUGGUCUGGACUACAACUCUUAUGUGCCUCAAAUAUAUAAGGUCACUGUAGUUCUUUCAAGGUGUAUAAUCACAGGCAUGCAAGACAGUGCUUGUUUUCCCAAAGCAGCAUGCUUUUUAAACACCGUCUCCAAAUCUCUGGUUCAGAUGUACAUAUCAACAUCGAAAUGAGCUGUUUUUUUAGACUUUGUUAUAUUCACUGGUUUUCAGUUUUGUGGGAAGUGAUAUGGUGUUUUGUGUGGAGCUGAGGAUUGAACUCAGAGACUCCACAUGCAGGGACGUAUUCUCCACUGAGCUGUAUCCCCAACCCUUUAAUAGUUUUGUUGAUGGUGGUGAUUUAUUUGUGGUAUUUAAGCCAUACUAGCAGUGCUCAUGGAACUCCUGACUUGUGCUGGGGGAGCAUGCAAUACCAGGGAUUGAACUAGGGUCAACUGUAUGCAAGAUAAGGUGGGCGCCUUAACCCUUGUACUAGCUCUCUGGCUGCUAAAGAUAGACUAUUUUAAAUGAUGUAAUUAGUCUAUAUCUACUUUUUAACUUAAAACCAAGAAGGAAAGAUCUGAGUUAAGGGUGUGGGCGGUAGCCCUGGAUUUGAUUGGCAACCUGCCUUUAAUGGACUGAGUUAAGAAUGGCUUUGACAUGAGUGUGAGAAAUGUUAUACAGCAGGCAAGGUGCUUGCCUUGCAUGCAGACAAUCCAGUUUCAUUUCCAGUAGCACAUAUUGUUCCCUCGAAACAGUGCCAGGAGUGAUCUGACCAUGACCGGGUGUGGCUCAAACCCAUGCCCUGAAAAUAAUGUCUUUAACUUAUUUAAGGUUGCAAAAGGACUGGAUAGCACAGCGGGUAGGGCAUUUGCCUUGCACACAGCCAACCUGGGUUUGAUUCCUCCGUUCCUCUUGGAGAGCCUGGCAAGCUACCAAGAGUAUCCCGCCUGCACGGCCGAGCCUGGCAAGCUCCCCGUGGCAUAUUUGCUAUGCCAAAAACAGUAACAAGAAGUCUCACAGUGGAGACAUUGCUGGUGCCCGCUCGAGCAAAUUGAAUAGCUGGAUGACAGUGCUACAGUGCAGUGCAGGGUUGCAAAAAUAGGCCAGGGGAGUGGCUCAGGCACACCACUUCUGCAGGCUUAUGAAGAGUGAAGCUGUGAUGGCGUGCUUCUGAGUCAUCCAAGUUCCAUAUGCAGCCACACUACAUUUCCAAAUUUUGCCAUACUGACAGAUCAGUAGGGGCAGAAAAAAUUAAAUGUAAGAGGCAAGUAUCUGGAAAUAGAUAGUCCCUCCUGACUACCCAUGGACUAAGAGAGGAGGAAGAACAGGCUAGACUCAAGGCCACUGACGCAUGAAUACAGAUGUUUGGCUAAAUCAAGAUGUUUCAACCGCUUGAUUUUGCUGAUGUACAUCCGGGAAUGUAACUGCCAUUGAAAGGACAAGAUGUAUUCUGUUAUGUAGCCUAAAGAAUAUAGGAUGCCUGCUAUAUCAGCGUGCAAGAUUCCAAGUCUCUUAGGCCUGUGAACCCUCAGUGCUGAAUCCUUUGAAUGAGUGCCCUCAGCGCUGAGUCCCUUGUAUGAGUGUGUUUUGGUGUGUGAAUAAAACCUUGAAAAAUC
Molecule: messenger RNA, 4581 nt
Organism: Sorex araneus (European shrew)
Lineage: Eukaryota; Metazoa; Chordata; Mammalia; Eulipotyphla; Soricidae
Gene: F8A1
Product: coagulation factor VIII associated 1
Exons: 1
Coding region: 67-1263 (398 amino acids)
Biological process (GO): vesicle cytoskeletal trafficking
Cellular component (GO): early endosome
Molecular function (GO): protein binding
Source: RefSeq, a predicted model, not a curated record